Messenger RNA from Cyprinodon tularosa, 4495 nucleotides. Its product is annotated as zinc finger and BTB domain-containing protein 11. The record is from RefSeq and is a predicted model, not a curated record. The coding region runs from base 519 to 2993 and encodes 824 amino acids. Gene Ontology annotation, biological process: regulation of transcription by RNA polymerase II. Lineage: Eukaryota; Metazoa; Chordata; Actinopteri; Cyprinodontiformes; Cyprinodontidae. The transcript has 7 exons. Gene Ontology annotation, molecular function: protein binding; DNA-binding transcription factor activity, RNA polymerase II-specific; RNA polymerase II cis-regulatory region sequence-specific DNA binding.
GGUCUUUGUGUGAAGGCGGGGAGCAGUUGGCUCGGAUAGUCUGCUGAUUAGCAACAAACAGAAGGUUACGAGUUAGAAAAUUUUUGAUAAUUUUCCAGCCAGAGCGCCUCCGCGGCUACAGGAGCAGGGUUAACUAUGCCGGGGGCCUAACCGGAGCUUGUUAGGUGGCUUUUGGGAGCAAAAGGCGGGCAUUUGUGAAAUUUCGUAGGCUUUCGCGGCGAGAAGGGUGAGAGAGAGGGUCCGCCUCGCUUUGAGAUCGUUUCAAGCGGCGAUGCUUUAGCUGAUAGCUGCGUCAUCAUGUUGCUUCCGAGUCGAGUUGGCGAGAAGAAAUCCCAAGUUAACGCCGGGAGGUGAGGCUGCCCGCCGACAUCCAGCCCCGGAGGCCACUCCCGACAGUUGAAGUGCGUGGAAGACGAGCUGCCGGAUCAAGACGGAUUGAUCUGUUUCUGUUAUCACAUCAACGCGGACUUUGUCUCAGGUCAGCUGGGAAGGUUUCUGAACAGAAGAUCUGGUUAAAAAUGGACGCAGGGCGCAGUUAUGCGUCCAAGAAGGGGAUGGAGUCUGCGGGGAGCAGGUCCUCUAACUUUGAGGUGAUUGACGGGUUGCUCUACCGCAAGAAGUUUGAAAAGGGCUUCAUCCACUACCGGGAGGUUCUGGGGGAGGACAGGAGGCAGGAGGCCAUCUCCACCUUCCACAGGAGGAGACCUGGCCAGCGCCACCUCUCCCUGGAAGAGACCUAUAAAUGCGUGGCUGAGAACUACUGGUGGGAAGGAAUGUACUUUCAGAUCAGAGACUUUGUCCUUCACUGUCCACAAUGCAAGAGUCUGCACAGUAAAACAUUGGCGGGGUUUGAUGGAAGGAGAUGCGUCUCCAAGACGGUCCCAUCACAUGGCGCCGACUUGCUCAGCAAGCUGAGGAGUCAGAGGGAGGCGGGGCUGUUCUGUGACAUCACCCUGCGAACGAACGGCGGAUCCUUCUCGGCUCACCGAGCCGUCCUGGCGGCUGUCAGCGAUCACUUUCACGAAGUUUUGGCUGAAAUGGACUCGAGCAAGAUGGCAGACAUAGAUCUCUCUGGUUUCAGCGAGGACAGUCUUUUGUCUCUGCUGGACUUCUCCUACUCCUCCACCCUGCGUGUUCAUCAGGAGAACCUACCGGAGGUCUGUGCGAUGGCCCGUCACCUGGGCAUGUGGCCUGCAGUGGAAGCCUGUGCGGCUCUCCUCAAAGAGCAGGAGCAGCAGCUCCAUCUUCCUGGAAAGGCCUUCAGCUCAGCUCGCUCUAACUCAUUCAGUCAGAGCCCCCAUCAGCAAAGGGAAGGGCUUUUAAAACUAGAGAACAUGAAUGAAGGCUUUAGUCUGGUACUAGAGACGUCCGAUGAGUCUUUGUCAGAAAGUCCAAAGCGCAACCUGCGCAGAACGCCAAAACCUCAGGCUGAGAACGGCCUCCCUCUGAGUCCCUCACACAGGAUGAAGCUCAUGGACUUUAAAUCUCCCUCUUCCAAAAAAGCCAGCACACCGCGCCAUGGCAUCGGCGCCUCUCGGUCCCAGAGUUACUCCCCCGUAUCGGUGUCAACCCCCCGUCUCCUCCGCUCCUCUCCUGGAGCCGCCAAAGAAGUUCAGAGGUUCCUGCCGAAGCCAGAGAUGCCUCAGAAGAACCGAAAAUCUUACUCUAUGUCAUCCAGGUCGCGGCAGGGCACCUCCUGCAGCCCGGUGAGGGUAAAACAGGAAGCCGAGGAGGUGGGAGAAGACGAGGAGGAUUAUGCAAGAGCGCAGGAGAAGUACAAGCUCAUGAACGUCCUCGGGCUCCAGAGGACCGCUCUCCUGCCCCGACCAGAAGAUCUCAUCGGCUGGAGGCAAAAGAAACGACUUCGGAAGUUAAAGGCCAACAACUAUUCCCUGACUAAGCGGCGGGAACCACGACCUUCACCCCCCAGAACCUCAUAUGAGGACGUGAAGCUGUCGCUUCCUCUCUGCAACCCUGUCAACACGCAACUCCUCAAAAAGUCAGUCAAGUCCAAAGGUUUGGGCUCCAUCCAAAAGAUUUCAGCUAAGAGGAUGCAAAGUCUCCAGCAGCUGAUCCCUCCUACUGACAGGAGCAUGAGAAGUAAAGGGGUCCUACCGGACCUGUUCCAGUGGACCUCAGUGCCGGUGUUUGGUGGGAGGGAGCUCAGGCGGUCUGUGAGGAAGGGGGAUGCUGCCCAGCAGCCUCUGCAUUACAGAAAGAAGAAAAGCUUAGCAAGAAACGUGGUUAAAGUUAAAGCAGAAACGACUGAAUGCUCCAUCUCAGGUCUCAGGCACUCAUCACAAAGUGGACACACGUCUCCAAGCCCCCUGCCCUCGCAGAGGACGCAGACCAGACAGAAGGUCGCCGCAGAUGCGGUGAAAUCGCUGCGGUACAACAGCAGCCGACCGGCAGCCAAAGCCAAGCUGAAACGGGCCUCCAUGAAAGAGGGGGGUGGGGCCAAGGGCAAGGUCAGAGAGGAAGCAAGACCCAAAGGGAAGGUUUCUGAACCCAACGGCCUUCCAGAACACCCCCCUCAACCUUCUCUUUAUAGCCACCCCCUCUACAAGGCUAUUAAAGAAGAACCAGCCGAACCGGUGCCGGUUGGACCUUUCCCCGAUCCUCCCUCUCCAGACCUGGGCAAGCGGCAGAGCAAACCCCCCAUCAAGCUGCUGGACUCAGGCUUCCUGUUCAGCUUCUGUCGGCCGGUGGGGGGGUCCGGGACAGGUGUGAAGAAGGAGGAGGAGAGUGUAGCUAUCUGUCUCACCCGAUCCGUGUCUCAGGUUCCAGCAAAAUUCGAGGCAGAAGGAAGGGCGCUGAGGGCCCGGGGCCCCACCGGCCUGUGCCUGGGGAGGAGGGAGGAGAGGAGAGCUGGACACGGACGACUUCUGAGGCACAGACCGAAGUCCAAAGAAACCGGAACCCAUCUGGACAAAUGUGCUGGGUCCAUAACACCUAAGAAGACGGCAAAGGUAAACAGUAGUAACCAUGAUUAGAAGAACAAUCCAGAAUGUGGAUUUUCUGAUCCACUCAGGCUCCAAAUCUUCCCAUACACCCACUAACCAUAGUCCUGAAGGUUGGUUUUGAUUCUGCUGCAGCAAUCAGGGAACAGAUAUAGAGAAAUACUAUGGAAGAUCAGUGAUUGUUUGGAAAAGUAAUUUGAUCUGUGAAUUAUUAAAUUAUGUGUUGCUGCAUCUACAUUUAAAGUUUUCUAAAGCAUUUUCUUUGCAUGUAGAAACAAAAUAAAGUCCUCGCCCUGAGCAGCAGCAGCAGGAGCUGUGCCAUGAUGGACCCGGUACAUCGAGCCCGGCUCAAGCAGCUUCGAGGGCCUCGGAGUCAAGCCCCCAAAGUCCCAAAGGCGUCCCACGCCUGCCUGCAGUGUCCAGCCGCCUACAAGGACUGCAACGCUCUAAUUAUGCAUCAGCUGAGGCACAUUGAAGGAAAGCACUGGCCCUGUCCGCUCUGCAGCAAAAGUUUCUUCAGGCUGAGGAACGUCCGGAACCACAUCCGCACCCACGACCCAAAGUUAUACAAAUGCCGCAGCUGCAUUGCGGCCGGUUCGUGAGGCGGCUGCUUCCAGCACAGGCGCACAGAGGAUGAAAGCCAUCAGUGUCUCACCAGCAGCCAUCAGACUGAAGCCGGAGACGCAUGAUGGAUCCGCAGCUUGUAUAUACCGAAUCCAGACACACUCGAGCACAACGGUCUGCAGAAAGGCUUCACUGCUGUUAUCAACAACUACUAUAAUUAUUUAAAUAACCAAACCAAGGUUGCCGUUCCUGUUUGCUUCUUUGGUAGCUACAGAAACUUGAACAUUACUCUCAGGGGGGUGGGGAAUAUGAUGCCACGGUGUAAAGUGAUUCCAUAUCACAGUUGUAUAAAAAGAGAAAAAAAAAAGAAAUGUAAAGUGAUUGUUAUAAUUAUUACGGCUACUUAUUGUUACCUUUAUUUUUCUAUGUAUAGAUGAAUGUGGAGUGCACUUAUGUCAUGGCUUUUGUUGUAAACCUAAGAAACGGUGAUGAAGCUGAAGGUUUGGAGUCUGAGGUGGCAAUACUUGAAGUUGGAAAAGGUGGGGUCCACUUGGUCUUUUUCCUGUCCUGUGCUGAUGUUUCAAUGACUUGACGUCUUUUGGCAUUGAUUUGGCGGGGAAUGGGGUGGGUGUACGAAGACACCACUGCAUGUGUAUUUUCAGGCCAUUUGUAGUCCUCUGUCUUUUCUAAGGCUGCUGGGUUUAAAAAAGGGAAAAGUGUCUUUUUUUUUUUUAUGUGAAUUUCUUAACUUUAUUCAAGACGACAACGUCAUGACAGAUCAGAGGUUUUAUUAAUCUUCUUUUUAAUGCAAGACCAAAUCCUCUUGCUCUAAUUAAAAUUUCCCCUCCUACUGAAUAAAUGCAAUGUGCACAUACAGAGAUGUUUAUGUAUCACAAAUUGAUUUUAGAAAUAAAUGAGCUGUCUCCUGCUAUCUGUUAAAAGAUUAAAUAAAUUUUGCCUUUUAAUAUUCA